UAUUACAUACGAUUAUUCAAUAGUCCAAUCUUAAUUUUCAAAAAAUUAGUAUAAGUCUGUGGCGGUUGGUACCCAACCGGUGCCGCCAUCAUCUGGGCAUAAGCGAAGGCGCUGGUUGCGCCUUUGAUUUAAACAAUCGGCUUAGGGCGAAGGACGGAGUUAAUCCGCUUUAUCCAGAAGAUACAGUCGAGUUAGCACCAGUUGCUGUGUUCCGGCUACCGUUUCUCUGAGCAAGUCCAGCUUGCUUGAGCCGGGUGUGGCAGCGCGCCAUCCGACACCUUCAAGUCGUCGGGCGUUCAACGCUCUCGCUGUAACCUUUGCGCUAAUAAAAGCCCGUUCUUCGACAUUCGCUUUAAGACGUUUUCUCUCUCCUCUGUCCUUGGUGCCUGCGAGCCUGGCCACACUCCAGAGUGGGCCAAAAGUCUAGAAAUCGGAUACAAAGCUUUUAAUUUUAAAUCUGGCGCUAAAUCUGUAGAUUUUUAAAAGAGCCUAUCCGUUUGCAGAGCGUAAUAAUAGAUAAUGAAAGACUCGGACCAAUCGCCAGCCGCCAGCUGGGAGAUUGAGGAGCAUCUGACAACCAAAUCAACGUGUAUAAAGUGAAUGUAUAUAGUAUAUAGUUGACGAGUAGAGUAAGCGGCAUAGACAUAUUUCGGAGACAACAUUAACCGACGUAUAACGGCAUUUUAGUCUACAGUAAUUUUUUACAUUUUCCGUUUUUAAAAAGAUUUUGACAUAAGCCAAAAAUGAAGUUAGUAUACUUAUUGGGAAUAACAAUAUUGGUAGCUGUGAGUACAGUUGCAGCAUUAAAAGAAGGAGAUUGUGAAGUUUGCAUUGCAACUGUAAAGAAAUUUGCAAAUACAUUGGCUGAUGAUGUAAUCAAAGAUCCCAAGAAAAUAGAAGAAGCUUUUAAAAAAUUUUGUAAAGGAACAAAAUCUAAAGAAAAUCGAUUUUGUUACUACUUAGGAGGUCUUGAGGAAUCUGCUACUGGUAUAUUAGGAGAACUUAGUAAACCACUUUCAUGGUCUUUACCAGCUGAUAAAGUUUGUGAAAAGCUGAAAAAGAAAGAUGCUCAAAUUUGUGAAUUAAGAUUUGAAAAACAAAUCGACCUGAACACAGUGGAUUUGAAGAAAUUGAAAGUUAGAGAUUUGAAGAAAAUACUAAAUGAUUGGGAUGAAACUUGUGAUGGUUGUAUUGAAAAAUCUGAUUUUAUUAGUAGAAUAGAAGAGUUAAAGCCUAAAUAUUCUCAAAGUUCGAAAUCAGAACUAUGAGCAUUGCCUUGAAGUUUAGAUGAAAUUAACUCAUUACAUUUAAAAAACCUUUUCAUUUAGAUCAUUUCAUGGUGUGAAGAAUAUUUGAAUUUUCUUCACCUAAUUUAUUGAACGGUAUUGGUUUUGCGCUCUACAAUUAUAAAUGAUUAAGCAUAUCCUGGUUUUACUAAGCUCACCAAAGUAAUUUUACAUCUCAGUUAAAAACCAGUGAUACUCAUAAUUGCCUCGAAUUGACAUUUGUUGAGCUUUGUCUGAUAGGAAUCUUCCAUUACUUUUAUAGGUAGUUAUUAAUUAUAUUUGGUUAUGAGAUAGUCUUAUUUAGAUCACCUGUCUCGAGGGAGAAAGAUUAAGUAUAUUGGAAGUUUCUGUUGCAUUUUGCCCGUGACUAAAUCUAUUUUUAUUUUUUAUUAAAGACUUUGGUUGGUAACUAUCCAAGAAGCUUAAUUAACAAAGCUUAUUAAUGAAAUUUAACAACAGAAAUGUCGUCAAAAAAUGAUUCGAAAUAAGUCUUCAAUCUUCUCUUUAAUGGGAUAGAUACAUUUAAGCAUGUGCAAAUGAUUAACUUCCUUAUAACUAUAGGCAUCUUAACAGACUUAUAUGUCUGUGAUAUGAAGACUACUCGUCUGAGAAAAAUUUACGUUUCAAACUAAUCAUAAAUAAUUUUGUAUUAAUUUACAUCACAUUGAAUAAUAACGAUUCGAUUAUGACAUUGACUUUCAAAUGUACUUAUGUAAAAAUUAUAUUUAUUACUGACCAAUGAGAGUUAUCUACAUUGACGUUGUAAAAAGUUCGACCAAACAUUUUUAACAUCUCGUAAUAUCCUUAAAUAAAUAUUUGACAGUUGUACAUUUUUGCAUCUGCGUCAUGAUUGUGACAACAAAGUAAUGACAAAAAUAUCACAUGAAAACUGUAAAGUAAAUGUUGAUGCAAUAAGUGUGUGUGUUUGUG
This is a messenger RNA of Phymastichus coffea, 2216 nucleotides long. RefSeq names its product mesencephalic astrocyte-derived neurotrophic factor homolog (gene Manf). Gene Ontology annotation, molecular function: calcium ion binding. Gene Ontology annotation, biological process: neuron projection development; dopaminergic neuron differentiation. The transcript is spliced from 5 exons. NCBI's taxonomy places the organism in Eukaryota, Metazoa, Arthropoda, Insecta, Hymenoptera, Eulophidae. Bases 744 to 1268 code for a protein of 174 amino acids. The record is from RefSeq and is a predicted model, not a curated record. Gene Ontology annotation, cellular component: endoplasmic reticulum.